AUGGGCAGCAACCACAAUCAUCCGGCACCGGCGGCCCAGAUUCCGACCAGCUUCGGUCACGAGCUAAGGGCAUGCCUCCGAUGCCGGCUCGUCAAGACUUACGACCAGUUCAGGGAGUCUGGGUGCGAGAACUGCCCCUUUUUCAAGAUGGAGGAAGAUCAUGAGCACGUUGUCGAUUGCACCACUCCCAAUUUCAAUGGUAUAAUAUCUGUUAUGGAUCCCGCAAGAAGCUGGGCGGCUCGAUGGUUGAGAAUUGGGAAAUUCGUCCCCGGCUGUUACACCCUUGCAGUUUCAGAGCAGCUGUCAGAGGAUUUGCAGAUGUUAUGUCAAGAAGAGCGCGUGCUUUACGUUCCUCCAAAGCGUGUAUAA
Linum trigynum is the source of this 369-nucleotide messenger RNA. The record is from the annotation of a GenBank genome assembly. Lineage: Eukaryota; Viridiplantae; Streptophyta; Magnoliopsida; Malpighiales; Linaceae.